CUUGUGGUGAUCUGGCAGAACAUGAAGUGCACUAUUACAUGUCUACGUAAAGUUAAUGGAGCUAGCAUCACCUCGGGACAUCUGAAACUGCCGUGUCGUUUCACCUGUACCGCUUUUCCGAGAAAGACGGCGCCUGACCUGCAGUCCGACCCCAGGAAGGAGAUAUGCUGACAGCAAGGGCUAGUGCAUUGGUGUAGUGUUGGCUAUGCCAUGUGAGUUUACAUAACAGCUGUUACAUUACAAUAGGCUCAUAAGCCAAUAGCAGCAGCUGGCAUGCGGUUCUCCUUUUGCCUUCUGAGCUCCAAGUUUUCCCUGGGUCUGUUAAUGAACGGAUUUCAGUGAGAUUUAUUGUCGGAUUUGAACCCAGGAUUGAAAUACGAUUGCAGGUUAAUUGUAAUAAUGCAUCUUAUUUGGAUUUUUAGCACAGCUUUAGUUGAGAAAUAACAGGAUUUAAUUGAAGACCUGGACUAUGUAUAUUAGCUGACUGCAGCAUCAGUUGUGGGCUUCAUCUUGGUGACCUCUAGGAUGACCUUGUCCAAGGACUCUGAGGAAUUCUCACAGCGUCGCCAAGCAACUCAUCCGUCUUGACAAACCUGCAUUCAGAAUUUAGCGUUUUUAAACGCAAGGUCAUGAAAAUAUGACAAAUCCUGAUAGUCGAUGUCACCGCGAAACCGAGUCCACCUGACGGGUCCGGUAGGCGUUACUGAAGAAUUUAUGGUAAAUGUUAAUGAGGUGGGCGGGAUGCGACAAGUGAGUAAGUGACGUCACCCCGCUGUCUGCAGAGAGUGAAACAAACAUGGCGACAGACUGGAGUGGACAGGGACACAUUUUAACUUUAAUCGUUUUUAUUUGGAGUGUCGUUAGUGGACGUACAGAGACAGCGAGUGUUGUCGGGACCCAAGUCUUGGGCAUGCGGCUGGAGAGGAGCGAUAAACCGGCCAUGACAACAGAGGACGGGGUCAUUCAGGUAACAGAAGAGAGCAAUGUCCAGCUCAGGUUUUAUGGGGUGCAGUUCAACUCGGACUCCUCGUCAGAGAUAAGGUUCAUUGAACACGGGGAAGGUGAGGAUGGGAAAUAUUAUAAUAACGGCGAUGCUAACAGGACUUGUACCGAUUUCACCAAAGAUUUCACCAUCAGUAGCUACAUGAAUGUCAGCAGCCGAGGGACAUCAGGGAUGGUCAGCAUCAACAUCAAACCACUCCGCAAGACCGAAAGCCAGAAAGAUUAUAGCCUCUGCGUGAAGGACGGUCCGGGGGACAAAUGGAUCCUUUUGGGGGACAACGAUGGCAGAAUUCAGGUGGUGGAAGAGAUGAAGCCAUUCAUGCCUCUGUGGUUGCAUGGAAUCACGGUCUCCACUUUGUUAGUACUGUCCGGUUUGUUCAGCGGGCUUAAUCUGGGACUAAUGGCUCUUGACCCCAUGGAACUUCGUAUCGUCCAAAGUUGUGGCACCGAAAAGGAGAGGAGGGAUGCCCGCAAAAUCGAGCCUAUUCGAAGGAAAGGAAACUACCUGCUUUGUUCACUUUUGCUCGGUAACGUGCUUGUCAACACCACCUUGACCAUUAUGAUGGACCAAUUGGUCGGCUCAGGACUGGCGGCUGUGGCCGCCUCCACGGUGGGUAUCGUAAUUUUCGGCGAGAUAGUCCCUCAGGCUCUCUGCUCCCGUCACGGUUUAGCAGUGGGGGCUAACACCAUACAGUUGACCAAAUUCUUUAUGCUUCUCACCUUCCCGCUAUCUUUCCCCAUCAGCAAACUGUUAGACUGUGUUUUGGGACAAGAGAUGGGCAAUGUGUACAACAAAGAGAAACUGGUGGAAAUGCUGAAAGUGACUGAGCCCUACAACGACCUGGUGAAAGAGGAGCUCAACAUGAUCCAGGGAGCGUUAGAGCUGAGAACUAAAACUGUAGAGGGCGUGAUGACUCCUAUCGGCAACUGUUUCAUGAUCCACACGGACGCCAUCCUGGACUUCAACACCAUGUCGGACAUUAUGGAAAGCGGCUACACUCGCAUACCAGUGUACGAGGACGAGCGCUCCAACAUUGUUGACAUUCUCUAUGUGAAGGAUUUAGCUUUUGUGGACCCAGACGACUGCACCACCCUUAAAACUGUCACCAAGUUCUACAACCACCCUGUCCACUUUGUCUUUCAUGACACCAAACUGGACGCCAUGCUGGAGGAGUUCAAGAAAGGGAAGUCGCACUUGGCCAUCGUCCAGAAGGUGAACAACGAGGGCGAGGGGGACCCCUUCUAUGAAGUGCUGGGGCUGGUCACCCUGGAGGACGUUAUUGAGGAGAUUAUCAAGUCUGAGAUCCUGGACGAGUCCGACCUCUACACUGACAACCGUAACAAGAAAAAGGCCCACCCCAACAAGAGCAAGCGGGAUUACUCAGCCUUCAAAGACGAGAACGAGUCCAAGGUGAAGAUCUCCCCUCAGCUGCUGCUGGCUGCACACCGCUUCCUGGCCACAGAGGUGAACCUCUUCAGCCCUCUCCAGAUCUCUGACAAGGUUCUUCUGCGGAUCCUCAAGCAUCCAGACGUCGUCCAGGAGGUCAAGUUCAACGAGAAUGACAAGCGUUCGCCGCUGCACUUUCUGUACCUGCGCGGGAAGCCCAUUGACUUCUUCAUCCUCAUCCUGCAGGGUCGUGUGGAGGUGGAAGCUGGGAAUGAGAACAUGAAGUUUGAGACAGGGCCCUUCUCCUACUACGGAGUCAUGGCCCUUUCCAGUCCCUCUCUAGCCGUCACCCCCCCUCUCUCUCCCUCGGUGGUGUCGCCUCAGCCGCGGCGCCUCUCUCUUAAGCGAUUCUCUCUGUUCUCACGCUUCCCAGAGUUCCGCAGCCCGUCCCAUCUGAGUGGUCUGAACCGGUCGGCGUCUCUGAGUUGCACGGAGCGAGUGGACUCCAUGUCGGUGAGCGGCAGCAACACGCAGCUCAACAACGCCCCCUCCCCUCUGUACACCCCCGACUUCAGCGUCCGCAUCCUCAGUGAUGUGCAGCUUGUCAUGGUGACCCGUGCUCAGUACCAGAACGGCCUCCUGGCCUCCAGGUUGGACAGCACCCCCCAGUCUCCUGAGAGUAGCCACGCCCCGCGGGCCCUGGAACCCCUGCUUCCACCUCCGCCUCCACCUCCCCCCACACCCCCCAACUCCAAGACCACCUCUAACAGCUCCCCCUCAACCACUAUCACCUCCGGCUCCACCACUGCGAAAACCAGAACCGCGUCUGACAUCACCAUCAAAACCACCAGCUCCACAGCCUCCGUCGCUGUCAUCACGGCGACCAGUAACAGUAAACCCAGCAUCAUUACCAUGACGAUGGGGACCAGCGGGAGUCGGCCUGCAGGACGUCGGGAGAACAGCCUGGAUGAGACGAGCACGCUGCUCAACAACCAGACCCCGAAUCUGAACCGGAACCAGAACUCCAACCAGAACAGCCUGGCUGGACGACGCCACAGCCACGGGCCGACCAGCAUGCGCACACACACUCCGCCCCUGCCGCACCCGCUCUGCCACCUGCAAACACACGCACACACUGAAAGCACCAUAUGACGCAGGUCACAUGGGGUGGGAAGGGGGAUCCAAAGAGAACCAAAACACACACACACACACACACACACACACACACACGCACAUAGUCUUAUAAACAUACCAACACACACACAAACUAUGAUAAGGUAGCAUGCAUCCUCACCCAUCUCAUCCUGUAGGCAUGCAUUCAACCUUGUUUUGUCAUUGCCCGCUAGAGUAUGAGUGUACAACUAUGCAGUUAGUGUGCACUACAUGUAGCUAGUGUACACUGGAUAGAGUUAGUGUACACUAGAUGGAGUCAACCUACUACUGACUACUUCCCCGUUUCCCUCAUUUUUCUCUUAUAUCCCCUUUAACUCUCUCUUCCACCUUCCCUUACUCUUUUCUAUGUUUGUCUCCUGCGGAGAUGACGACAUGGAUUAUCCUCUUAUGAAGGCAGCAAGACCUGGACUAAAAGGUUAGGUGUGUGGCUGCAGGUCCAGCCAGGAGGGGGUGCUGUGGAGAAGGAAGAAGGUUUCCAGCAUCACCUUCACAUAAGGAUCCUUUACUGGGAUGGCCUAGUUGAGAAAUCCCCUCGUCUGUGUGUGUGUGGCCCAGAUGGUUUAUGUUGGGUUGGCUAUACACACACUGUAUAUACAUACCUCUUCUUUUCCCAACCUCUGGGUAGAUGUGUAUGUGGCAUGUAGCAAAAUUGUAAGACACUGCACCCAUACAGAAGUAGAGAUUAAGAAGUUCUUAUGCACUUUGAUGAACCUCAGAUUGAUAAGCAGCACACACAAGCUAUUUGAAAAUGUGUGAUUCCUACUGGCUGACAGGAGUGGUUUCUGCUCAGUGUCACAAAACCCUCCUGCGCACAAACAAAAACAAGUUCGUUGAAGGAGUCUGAAUUGAAUUGUCAACUGCUUUAUGAAGUAUGUAUUACUGCAUACAUAUGUUCUCCUUUUUCCAAAGUGGGUGACUAGUGGUCAUGUGACAUAAGGAAGUCAAAAACAUAAUUUCAAAUGGUGUUUUGGUUGGAUUGUACAGCGCUGUCUUUGACCUCACUGUCUGAGCCUUACUUCCCGGUUCCGUGCCCCAGGAAGUGAUUGUGGAGGUGAAAGGUCAUGUAGCUGUGGCUGCUCUUUGGCUUCAAUUGCCAACUUCCGCUACAGAUAUGAAGUAUAAAUUAUUUAAAUAUGAAUAUAUACAAAUAUUUAUUUAGAAUUACAAUAUAUUUAUUUUGCCUAAAUUAAUUUGUACAUAUGUUGAUUUUGUUUCCUGGGCACUCUUUCAGUAUGUUUUAUAUGCCUAGGUUUAACGGUUUUACUGUUUGACAUAAUUUCCGUUCUGUUAUUUUGUUUAUUUGUUUUUGCUUAUUUCUCUGUGUUCAGUUGAGACUUCCGCAGUCAGUAUACCAAGACCAAUCUAUUCCACUACCCAGACCUACCUAUAGCUUACAUGUCCUUUACUACUGAACUGUGACAAAGCACUACCUUCUCUACUGAUCUCUCUAGAAGUGUGUGUGUACUGAAGUGUUUAUUUAUGUAAUUUAUUUUUGACUGAAUUGCUGAGAAGAAUGCGUCAAUAAUGUCUGCAACCUCCCUCGCAGAGUAGCGGGUGGCUGUGAGAGAACAUUCCAGAACUGGUCAACAACUGUGGCUCUGGUGGCGUGCUGUGACACACGAACUUCACUGUGAAAAAAAACCCUCUGAGACGACGACCACUGCUACUGUCCCAGAUCUCCUCAGCAUUCUAUGUGAUCACCGCAAACGUGUCCCCUACAUCAUGAGAGAGUUAUUUUUCAGUAUCCUCCAGAGAACUAAUCUCGUUUUCUCUCAGCAACAGUAGCACAGAGGACCUUUUUUUUUAUAUCAAUAUACAGGUUAUCCUCACAAGGGAGGACCAGUUUCCUUUAAGUAAAUGUAGCAUAGAGAACUUUGCCUCGCCAAGUUGAACGUCACCUCAGCAUGAGAUGCUCUCCAGCCCCUUCCAUUAAGAGAUCUGAGAAAGCUAAUGUUAUUACCACUGGUAGGUUAUGCAGUUACACAGUCAUGCACUUGUUCUCAGUCAUCCACUUCAAUUUUAUUUUUGCAGGAAAUCAUGUGAAGUGUUUUGUUCAAAUCUUAUGUUUAAAUAAGCUAAGUAGUGUGGUGCAUGCCUGAUUGUUUGGGAUCUUUCCCAUGUAAAAAGUUCUUCCAUUCAUAUAUGAUCAGGAGUUUAAAAAAAUCACCCAAUGGAAUACUUUUGCAAGGCAAACAUUGUUGUUUUUUUAUUAUUUAAUGUCACUAUUGACUUAUUUAUUUGUCUUUGUAGCAUUUCAAAUGGUCAAAUAGUUGAAUAUUUAUUUGGUUCUAGAGAUUUUUCUAGAAGGUUGAGGCCUAUCCAAGGGCUCCGAAAAGAGAAGCAAUAUGAAGGUGUCUUUUUUAACAGGUCGUACAGAAUACUCACACAAUGCCUCUAUAGUCAUGUCUUUUCCAAUCACAGAGUUCAGUUUGUUUUAGUCUGUAAAAAUGUGGGACAGCACAUUGAGCGGAUCAGUGACUUUUCCGAAGUUGAACUUGUGUUAUCGUGACCAAAGUUACAGGAACACCAUUAAAUCAGCAACACUGCAUUCAAACGGUUAGCCAGACCACAUUGGCCAGAGGAUUUUGCACUUUAUUUUUGUCCUCCUCAAUUCAGCCAGUUUCAGCCUCCACCCCCAGGAAGACCUGGGCACAAAUUCACCUCUUCCCCCCACCCGUGUGGGGGAGGCACUCGCCUGCAGAUUUGAAUUAAUUAAAUUCUUCUCGGCUUCUCAAUGCUGGUCACCACUAGUCCAAAUUUGGUAAUAAGCAGCUUAGAAAUCCCCCCCCCCCCCCACACACACACACACACACACACACUCCUUUGAGUCGAGUUGAGUUUGAUGAUUAGACUGAAAUGGGAAGGGGGGGGUCAAAGGUUUCGAAACAGCUCUCAGAGGGCACUGGGUCUUUUUUUCCACUGGCCCAGGGUUUCGUCAGUUAAUGUUUUGAGGUCAGUGAUGGCGGACCAGGAGGCACUAGACCAUAUAGUCUUUCCUGGGUCCCACGCGCUUGCCUCAGUAUUCUCGUCUUCCAUUGACUCUCAUUUAUAGUGUGAAGCAGGUGUUAUAGACAAAGACAUCCACACCAUUUGUUAUUGACUGAGAAGUACAUGGGGAGAAUCACAGUUACAAAGUUUUAUCUGUCUAUUGUAAGGACUGAUGCAAUAUACAAAGAUAUGUUUUUUCUCUGUAGGGUAUUUGUUUAAUUUUUUUUUUUUUUUUUAAACCAUUUCCUUAAUGGUGGAUUUGAAGUGUUUGGUCGUUAUACUAUGAGAAUCACUGUGUUGAUGUAUUGCAAGCAGCAAUAUUGGGUUUUCCUUGUUCUAGUUCCUGUUAAGGAUGUUUGGCGAGCACACGUACUGUACACAUACAGAUGCUCAACAGAAAGGAAAGUGUACAUACUGUUUUAUAUUAAAAAAUAAAACUAUUUAAUGAGUUCUGAAUAAGAGGGACAAUAAAUCUGAGAUAUAUUUCUCUAUGGAGA
Molecule: messenger RNA, 7047 nt
Organism: Clupea harengus (Atlantic herring)
Lineage: Eukaryota; Metazoa; Chordata; Actinopteri; Clupeiformes; Clupeidae
Gene: cnnm4a
Product: cyclin and CBS domain divalent metal cation transport mediator 4a
Biological process (GO): magnesium ion transport; magnesium ion homeostasis
Cellular component (GO): plasma membrane
Molecular function (GO): sodium ion transmembrane transporter activity; magnesium ion transmembrane transporter activity
Source: RefSeq, a predicted model, not a curated record